Messenger RNA from Bufo gargarizans (Asiatic toad), 6137 nucleotides. RefSeq names its product calcium-binding and coiled-coil domain-containing protein 2-like. The transcript is spliced from 19 exons. The record is from RefSeq and is a predicted model, not a curated record. The coding region runs from base 143 to 1927 and encodes 594 amino acids. Lineage: Eukaryota; Metazoa; Chordata; Amphibia; Anura; Bufonidae.
AGCUGUAAUACAGCUUUCACUUUCAUUUCACAAUCUUGCGCAGCUCUCAAAUCCUGUCCGGCUUCUCUGCUGAUUUCUCUACAUUUCUGGAUGAACAGCUAGGCCUGGGGGACAUAUUCCAUGCUCUAAAGCUCCGCCGACCAUGGAUUUUGAAGCAGAGGGCCCACCCACGUCUAUUAUUUCGCCUGCUGAAUGCAAUUUUUCACAGGUCAUCUUCACGAAUGUGCAGCAGUUCUACAAACCUAACACCGAUGUCCAGUGCAAAUUCCGCAGGGAGCAAAGCUUUGCCAGCAACUCUAAAGACUGGAUUGGAAUCUUUAAAGUUGGAUGGAAAACGACCAGAGAAUAUUUCACCUGGAUCUCGGCACGGACCAGCGUGGACGACACUAUUCUCUUCACAGCAUACUAUCUGCCCAAGGAUGAUGACUACUACCAGUUCUGUUAUGUGGACUAUAAUGGGGAAGUACGAGGAGCCAGCAUACCUGUUCAGUUCUGUCACAACAUCCCAGAAGAUGAAGAUGAUGAUAUCCUGAUGGUGACAACUGAGAUGGAGAUGAUGAGGACAAAUCAAGAGAAUGCGGAACUAAAGAAAGUAGUGGAGAAGCUGACAGAGGAGAAUACACAACUGCAAGAAAAAGUAUCCUCACUUCAAAAUGAAACCCAGACCCAGGCUGAGAGGAUCCAGAACCUUCAAGAUGAGCUACUGAGUUCUACAGAGAAGACACAGAGGCUGGAAACAGAGAAUAUGGAGCGGACAGUCCACACCAAGAAUCUUGAGGAAGAAACCGAGAUAAUGAAGAAGACCAUCCAGUCACUGAACACUGACCUGCAAAUGCAAAGGAGCCAUGAGGAGACAUUGCUCUCAGAAAUGAAGGAGAUGGAGAGAUCAAAUGAUAUCUUCCAGGAACAAAAGAAGCACUUUGAGGAUCUGCAAAUCCGCAUGAAGGCCAUCGAGGAGGAAAAAGAGAUGCUGGAGUCAGAGCUGAAACUGUACAUAGAAAAAGAGACAAAAGUGCUCUCAGAAAGAAAGGGGUUGGAAAAAUCACUGGAGAAGUUAAUGGCUGAAAAGAAUCACUCCCAGAGCGAAGACAUGGCCAGGCAGAAAACAGUGGAGAACCUGACCUCUACUGCCAAUCAGUGUAAAGAAGAGACUGUUAAACUGAAGGUAGAACUUGAAUUGCAGACAUCUGCACUGGAAAAAGAGAAGAAACAGAAAGAGAUCCUAAGGCAAUCAUUGGAGAAAGAGGGUAAAAGGGCUGUUGAUUUAGAACGCAACCUGGAGCAGAAGAAUGAAAAGCUUCGAUCUACAGAAGAGAAGAUGACGGGCUUGUGCAAACAGGUGGACGUUCUUAAGGCUGAAAAUGAGAAUAAAAUAAAACAGAUGGGGGCUUUGCAUAUGACGAUUGCUAAUUUGGAGGGUGAGGUGAAAAGACUGAAAGACGAGUGCAAGAGCAAGAUGGAAGCAGAAACAACAGUGAGCAAACUGAGAACACAACUCCAAUCUGCUGAAGAGAAGAAGCAUGGCUUGCAAUUUCAACUGGCUCAGCAGCAGGACAUUUGUAGACAACAUGGUGAAGAAGUGCUUACAUUAAGAAGUGCUCUAGAACUUCGAGAAGAAGAGAUUAACGAUUUGAAGGACAUACAUAAGAAUCAUCGUAUUGAAAUAGAUGAACUCCACGGCCGUUUGUUAGCCAGAGAACCGACCUCGUACAUGGCUUCAAACCCAGGGUUGAUUUUUAGGAAUCCAUAUGAAGGAAAUUAUCCUAGUUUCUCCAGUGAGCAUGGAUCAUCCACAAGCUCUACAAGCAGACAGCCAUUGAGUCCUUUAAAAUGUCCUGUAUGUGCUGAAAAGUUUUUUCCUCAUCAGAGUCAGAUAUUUGAAGAUCAUGUGAUGUGUCAUCUUGAUGGGGAUGAAGCCAGGCCAUGAUCGUGCUCUCAUCUGUAGAUAUACACUUACAUACUGAGUAGAUUUUGUUGUAAUCGUUAAGAGAUUUGAGGUAAAAGAAAUUUAGGAAUAUAUUGUCUGAAAUCUGCAAGACAUGAGAUCCUCUGAUCUAUCCAUAUGCAUUUUGACCUUUAAAGGUAAUGUGUCUCCUAUAAUUUUUUUCUGCCUGUUAAAAGCAGAUAGUGAUACAUCUCCUUUUUUUCAAAUCUGUUUUUAAUUUCUGAUUGUAGAUUUUUUUUUUUUUUUUAUCCGGUUUCCUAAAAAUGAUUAUGGGGGCAAUCAUCUUUCUUGAGAUGUUGUUAACAUUAUUUAGAGAUGUUUUACAGCAGCCAAAAAACUGCAGGAUUUUUUUUUUUAUAGUGACACUGGAAAUUAAACAUAAAAUCACAAAAAAUUAUUUCAAAUAUUUUUAAAAUAGAAACUUGAUUCAAACAAUAGGUAAUUUUCUGAUGAAGAUUCCUUUUAACACCCAAAUAGCAUCACAAAUUGUCUAAGUAAAGAAAGUCUGUGUGACCAUACAUUGCGUGUUCGUCUCUGACUGGCUUUCCACAGUGAGUGGAAGAGGCACAGCGCUCACCUGAGGUCGUCUGACCAGUAAUGGUAACUAGACUUCCAUCAAUGGAGUCAGAUUUGAAGUUUGGCUUGGGCCUACUCAUAUGGACAUAUCUAAGUGGCCACCCUGGUCUUCACCCUUUAACCCCAAUACAGGGAUCUGAACUACACAGCAGGGUUCCCCUGCAGGCCCCUACCUUUUGGAGUAGUCUCUAUUCAAGUGACUGCUGACCCAUGGGGGUCAAGACACCGAGGGAUCACACAAAACUAUAAAUAGAGACUGCCCAAAGUCAGGACAGGUGAAGUUUGUGCAAUCUGAAAAACAGUCUGAGGUCAGGGCAGGCAUCUUAGGAUCAGAACAGAGAAUAGGCAGCAGUCAGGUCAGACAGCGGAGGGGCAAAUCUGGAGAAAGGGCAGAAGUUGUUGCACAGACAAACAAAUGUAGAACCCAUUAAACUAGAAGCUAUUGCUCAGGCACCUUCCAACUGGGGAAUGUGCCUAAAGUACCCCAAGGUGGCCAGCCAUUGGCUGGUGGACACUAUUGUGCACAUGUGCUGGCCCUUUAGGCAGAGGUAGUGCAUGCACACCCUGCAGGCAGAGCAGAGGCCUGCAAGAAUAAGAGGAAAACUGACAAGAAGCAGGACGCAGCCUGGGAGGAGAAGUGGAGCUACUCUGGUAGCCGGAAUUGCAGAGGAGAAGGGGAGAGAUGGCAUUGGGUCCAAGGCGCCAGGGAGCAGUUGAGCAGAAUGGUGCCCAUGAGCAGAGCAGUAGCAGACACGGGCGCAAUAACAGAUAGAAACCUGCAACUAUGACUCGUUCAAAUUUUUAUGAAACUUAUGUGUCACAAGUUUCACCUGUAGAAGCCACGUGCCCAAAAGCCACUCAAGGAAAAUCUUAGCAAGUUUAAUAAGCAAGGAAUGUUUAAAAAAAUAAUAAAUCAUAUAAUUGCCUCAUUGAUUCUGCUCCGUUCCUGCACCAUUUAUCUCACUCCAUGUUGAUUUUAAAGUGUACUUAAAGGGGUUGUCCAAUAAAUAUAUACAUUUUUGUAAAGGCAGGGAAUGCUUUAAAAUAAUAAAGUAACCGAUACUAAUAUUGCCCAACUACCCCAACUAAGUGACUGCAGCCAAUCAUGUGUCGUCUAUCCACAUGACUGCUGCGGCCAAUCACACAGCUCUCCAUGUACUGACUUGCAGCCACAGCUAAUAUAAAGAAGGAGAGGAACUGGACAAGGCUGCAGCCUGAGCCAACAAUGAGUCAGGAGGUAGAUUUUAGAGUAGCUCUGACUCCCGGUGGCUAAGCCGCAGUCCCAGACCACAGCUCUAAUGAAGCAGAGGUACAAAGUAUAUAAGUACGGAGAGAAAUACAUAGCAGGUAAGGAUUGCUUAAAGUUAUUGGACUAUAUACAAUGAUAAGGCCCACAACUAGAGUAUCAAAUUAAAGGUGCAUUCACACGUGUGUUGUCUGCAUUUUUUGCGGACCCAUUGAAGUGAAUGGGUCUGCAUCCUAUCCGCAAAAAAUGUGGAUCGAAUGCGGACCAAAAAUAUGAUGGGGCCUUAGACCAUGUUACUCUUGGGUUUCUUAGACCUCCUAUGGCCUUGUAUCCCACUUUACCAGAGAGCUGUUCUUCCACAGAAGUAAUGUAAACUUUUUUCCAAGUCAAAUUCAUAUAGGAUUCAACAGAAAAAACUAUUGAGGAUUUAUCAAGGAAGAUUGCGUGGCAUAAAACCCCUAUAAGUUACAUUUAAAAAAAAACUAUAUAUAAUAUCUCCAGAAGUAAUUGCAGGCACACAUUGGGGCUCAUGCACAUCUAUGGCUGCUCUAUUACAUCUCCACUUGUACUGAAUACAGCUGUGUGAAUGAGGCCUACCGGUAACAUCUAAAAACUAGAAAAGCCUCACCAACCUGUGACUGACUUUCAAGUCUAAACAUUCAGUUGGUAUAUGGUACAUUAGAUACAAAUAUGUGAGAACCAUAUGAUUUUACCUUAUUUAUAUAAUUUGUAUUUUACAAAAAAAAAACUAAAAACUAUGAUUCUGAAUAAAGUAACUAUAUAUCUAAUAUGUAUAACUAAAAGUCAAAAAAGUGGGCAGCACUCCAUAAGAUAAAAAAAGUACAAAAAUCUUUAUUUACCCAGACAGGACAUGCAACGUUUCGGCUCUAUGCUGGAGCCUUUCUCAAGCAGUGUGUACAGACAAAGUGCUCAGUAUAUAUAGCAAACCAAAUUAAUGUGCCAAUUCAUUACAAUUACAGACAAUCAUGUAGUAUCAUAAUGAAACAUAAAAAAUAAUAAAUUGUGACAAUUACUUAAUGUGUCCUAUAAUGACAUCAUAUAUAACAGUGAUUAAAAUACAUUCAAAAAUUCAGCUUGUGUAAAAGAAAAUACAUAUGUGUACAUAAUUAAUAUUAAUAUCAUUAUUGGUGCCAUGUGCAAACAAUGAUACAAAGUGCUAAGUGCUUACUAGAUGAUAUCACUAACGAAGAGUGAAGGAGGAGCGAUGAGGCGAAUGGCUGCCAUCGGCUGCAUAGCGUGUGUUCCGGCGUGCCUGAAGCGCAAUUGCGCAUGUCAGGAUGACGUAUAUAUUCCUUGUUUCCAAAUGUCACUGCCCUCAUUUCUAUGCAGUUGCGCACUAUGACCCAGGAACAGAGUCAGCCAUUUUAAGUGCGGGAAUAGCACAUAGGGUAUCCGGCGCAUGCGCAUUCGUAACAGUCAUACCUGAUAUACACAGGAUAGAGGUCCUGGUUCACAAUUCAGUGCAACAAACGGAAGCAGAUGGCUAUGUGGGGUCAUAUGGGGGCAACCACAGCUUGUUAGACAUGGAGCCUCCAUCCGGGAUCACGGACCAAUUGCGAGCCCGCACGUCAAUGCGGGGUCACACUGUAUCCAUGACCAUAGCCUACUUGUCACCAACAUUUCAGAGGGUUCUCCUCAAAACAGGUCCACCGUCCAUGUGCAAAACAGUGUAUAACCAAAAAAUUAAAGGCAUCAUAUAUGAGUUGUAAUAAUAACUGAACGCCAUCGCUUGGCAUAACCUCAAUCUUCCUCUCUCCACACUCCGUGACAUAUCAUCUGUAUUACAAAAUGAUAUAAUAAUUUUAUUAAUAUUAAUAUGUAUAACUAUAUAUAAAUACAGGUGUGCUAUUUUGUUUGUUGCCUACAUAUAGUAUUUCUUUCUUCAUCUUUUUACAGCUCACCAAAGGGGUUGUCCGGGCUUUUACUAUUGAUGACCUAUCUUCAGGAUAGGUCAUCAAUAUUAGAUUGGCGGUGGUCCGACACCAGGCACCCCCACGAUCAGCUGUAUGAGGAGACGGCGCGCAGUGCGUCUCUCUUGCUGUUCGCUGCUGCUUUGCCAUAGACAGCAGUAGCGGACAGGAAGAGAUAAGGGAGAUGGCACGUGCACACUGCGUGUGCCCUCUCCUCAUACAGCUGAUUGGCAGGGGUGCCAGGUGUCGGACCUCCACCGAUAUGAUAUUGAUGAGCUAUCCUGAGGAUAGGUCAAUAGUAAAAGCCCAGACAACCCCUUUAACCUACUUGGUCUAUAUCUGUUAUGAGCUGGUCUGUGGGUUCAUUGCGGCCUUUUUCCUCUUUGCUUGUAGCAAUUUUGUUUUUAUUUGAAAAAUUAAAUCCAAAAUUUGACUAAAA